Trachemys scripta elegans is the source of this 3875-nucleotide messenger RNA. RefSeq names its product kielin cysteine rich BMP regulator (gene KCP). The coding region runs from base 348 to 3749 and encodes 1133 amino acids. The record is from RefSeq and is a predicted model, not a curated record. Lineage: Eukaryota; Metazoa; Chordata; Testudines; Emydidae. The transcript is spliced from 26 exons. Gene Ontology annotation, molecular function: protein binding.
GCACGGAGACCGGAGCGUGCCCGGCUGCUGCUCCCCCCGCCGCCGCCCCACCAGCUCCGCUCCCCCGCGGGCCGCCCCGGCUGUGCCCCCAGCGGGGACGGGCGCGGUCCCGGGCGGCUCCUGCUCCGGGCCAAGGCAGAGCCCGGCUGCGCUGCGCGGGGUGGCGCGGGGCCCCCCAUCCCCGUGCGCCCUGCGCCCUGCCCCGCGCUGCCGCCUGGCUCUGCCCCGGGGGCUCCCUCCCCCCAGCGAAACGUUACAGGGCGGGACCCGAUCCGGCCCGUGCCCCGGCCCCGAUCCGACCGCCCUUCGCCCCGCGCUCCGUGCGCCUGGCCUCGGGCGCUCGGCCCAUGGCGCGGCUGCCCCUGGCCCUUUGGCUCGGGCUGGCGGCGCUCUCCCUGCAGGCCCCGCCGGGCGGCGGGCCGGGUCCCGAGCUCCCCCCGCUGCACUACGGCGAGAACGUCAUUGACCUGCUGGAGGCACUGAACGUCACCCGUUCCGUCCGGGGCGUCAGCAGGGCCGCGGGCCCCGAGCCGGGCGUGCCGGCCUGGAAGUUCCGCCAGCGGGUGCCCCACCUGACGCUGCCCUGGGACUACGCUGUCUACCUGCUGGCCAGCACGCAGGGCGCCCUGGGCUUCCACUUCGUGGCCAGGCAGAGCCGGGGCUCGGCGGGCACCCUCAUCUCCCUGGUGUCUCCAGCUGCCGCCGCGCGGGACGGGCGCCCGCUGCUGCAGCUGGCAUCCAGCGCCCGCGCCAACCAGCUGCGUCUGGACUACCGCGCCGAGUCCAGCAUGGAGCCCGCCUCACUGCUCUUCCCCGGAGGCAGCCCCUUUGCCCGGGGCCGCUGGGCCCGGCUGGCCGUCGACCUGCAGCCCCACCGCCUGGCGCUCUUCGUGGACUGCCGCCCGGCCGUGCUCCUGGAGCGGGGCGGCCCGCGGGACACGCUCAGCCUGCUGCUACCCCUCGACCUCCAGAUCACCUUCGCCAGCCUGCCCGGGGACGCAGCCAGCAAGUUUCUGGGUUAUUGGCAGACGGCUGAGAUCUCCCCCAGUGGGUUCCCACGCCGGCCGUGGCACUGCGAGAACCUGGCAGACCCCUUCCCCGUGCCGUACACCCUGGCGGAGGAGGGGGACCUGGCCAAGCCCCCCUUUGAUCAAGGAUCCCCCCUGGCCCCGGAGCCGCCAGCCCUCGCCGACAUCCGCAACUACCAGCAGCAGCCCGGCGAGCCUGAAUUCCCGCCCCCGGGCGCCCUGGAAGAGAGGGUGCAGCAGCUGGAGGAACUGGUGGAUGGAUUCGGGGCCAUGCUGGACAUGGUCAAAGCGCAGAGCUCGGAGCUGCUGGCCCGCGUGAAGUCCCUGGAGAGCUGCGAGUGCCGGAGGCCGGCGUGCGUGUGGGAGGGGACGCAGCGCGAGGACGGAGCCACCUGGGACAAGGACAACUGCACCACCUGCAUCUGCCUGCAGGGGGAGGUGCGGUGCUCGGCGCGCCAGGACCGCCCCCAGUGCCUAGGCUGUGAGUAUGACGGGCAGCGGUACCAGGACAGAGACGUCUUCCUGGCGCCAUCCAAUUCCUGCAUGAACUGCUCCUGCUUGGACGGGAACGUCCAGUGCUUCCGACUCAUCUGCCCGCAGCUCCACUGCGCCACCCAGGAGGAGGUGCCCGGGGCUUGCUGCCCCCGCUGCCAGGGCUGUGUGGAUGGAGCCGCCCGGCGGGAGCACGGUGAGGAGUGGGCGCCGCGUGCAGACCCCUGCCAGAGCUGCCGGUGCUUGGAUGGCCGCGCCGUGUGCAGGAAGAGGCAAUGUGCCAGGCUGUGCCGCCACCCUGCCAGCCCCCGGCCGGGCACCUGCUGCCCCGUCUGCGACGGCUGCUCGCUGGAUGGCCGGGAGUUUGCCAGCGGGGAGCCGGUGCCCAGCGGGGAGCCCUGCACCCAGUGCGCCUGCUUGAGCGGGAACGUGUUGUGCAAACCCACUGGCUGCCCGGCUGCCCCCUGCUCGGAGCCCGUCCGGAGACCUGGCGAGUGCUGCCCACGGUGCCAGGACUGCCUCUACGACGCCCAGCCCGUCCCGCACGGCGCCGUCUUCACCCCCCCGCAGGAGCCCUGCCUCCACUGCCGCUGCCAGGCCGGGGAGGUGUCGUGUGAGCGCCUGGAGCAGAGCUGCCCGCCCACACCCUGCAGUCACCCGGGCACCGCCCAGGGCCAGUGCUGCCCGGCCUGCCACACGUGUGAGUACAAGGGGCACCCGUACCGGCACGGAGAGACCUUCACGCCCCCGGGCCACGGGCCCUGCGUGCGGUGCACCUGCUCGGCUGGGCACGUGCAGUGCCAGGAAGAGGGGUGCCCCCCCGUGCCCUGCGCCCAGCCCAUCCGGGACCCCCAACGCUGCUGCCCCAUCUGCAAAGUGUGCGUGCUGGCUGGGGAGGAGAUCGAGGAGGGGGCGCAGUGGGAGCCGGACGGGGACCCCUGCACCACCUGUACCUGCCUCGCCGGAGAGCCCGUCUGCGGGGCCCCACCGUGCCCGCCCAUCGCCUGCCAGCACCCCGCCCGGCUGAGCGGGGACUGCUGCCCGACCUGUGCCCAGUGCGCCUACCACCAGCACGUCUACGCCAACGGGCAGACCUUCGCCGACCCACACAGCCCUUGCCAGCGCUGCCAGUGCACGGCCGGGACCGUGCAGUGCUCGCCCGUCGCCUGCCCCCUGCCCAGCUGCCCCCGCCCGGAGAGGCAGCCCGGCCAGUGCUGCCCCACGUGUCCGGGCUGCAGUGUGGAGGGGGCCGCGGUGGCGACGGGCGAGCAGUUCCCCAGCCCGCGGGACCCCUGCCAGCUGUGCAUCUGCACCGACGGGGUCGUCAGCUGCUCCUCCCGCGACUGCCCUGGUGCCCUGUGCGCCCGCCCCCUGCCAGGCUCCUGCUGCCAGAACAACUGCAACGGCUGCAGCUACGGGGGGAAGGAGUACCCCAACGGCGCCGAGUUCCCACACCCCACGGACCACUGCAAGCAAUGCCACUGCCUCAACGGCAAUGUUCAGUGUCUGUCACGGCGCUGCCCCCCCCUGCUCUGCGCGGAGCCCAUCCUGGUGCCCGGCGGGUGCUGCCCCCAGUGCCCAGAGCCCCCGGCUGGCUGCCUCUACGCGGGCGUCUCCUACCAGCACACGCAGCGAUUCUACGACCCCUCGGACUCCUGCCGCCACUGCAUCUGUGCCAACGGGACCGUCACCUGCCAGCGCCAGCCUUGUGCCCCCGUUCUCUGCACCCACCCCCUGCGGCAGGACUGCUGCCGCUCCUGUGAUGGCUGCCUGUACCAGGGGAAGGAGCUGCCCAACGGGGAGCAGUUCCCGGACCCCGCGGAGCCGUGCCGUGUCUGCACCUGCUGGGAGGGCAGCGUCUCCUGCCAGCCCAGGGCCUGCCCGCUGCUCCAGUGCCCCUUUCCUGCCCGGGGGCCGUGCUGCCAGGCUGCGAGUACCUGGGCGAGGGUUACCUCGAUGGCCAGGAGUUCCCUGACCCCCAGGAUGCCUGCGGCCGCUGCGCCUGCCUCCGCGGCUUCGUCACCUGCACCAAGACGCCCUGCGACCCGCCAGGCUGUCGCCACCCCACCAGUCCCCCCGGCAAGUGCUGCCCCGUGUGCCAGGGCUGCCACUUCCAGGGUCAGGACCUCGCGGAUGGAGAAACCUUCCCGGCCCCCGGCGGGCGCUGCGAGCAGUGUCGCUGCCUGCAGGGAGAGGUGUCCUGCGGGCCCCUGUCCUGCCCUGGGGUGAAGUGCCCCCACCCGGCCGUGGGCCCCUGCAACUGCCCCGUGUGUGACGGCUGCAGCUUCCACGGGCGAGCGUGCAGCAACGGAGAGCGCUUCCCCGACCCCUAUGACGCCUGCCGCCUCUGCUCCU